Arabidopsis lyrata subsp. lyrata is the source of this 628-nucleotide messenger RNA. RefSeq lists its product as uncharacterized. Bases 132 to 470 code for a protein of 112 amino acids. The transcript has 3 exons. NCBI's taxonomy places the organism in Eukaryota, Viridiplantae, Streptophyta, Magnoliopsida, Brassicales, Brassicaceae. The record is from RefSeq and is a predicted model, not a curated record.
GUUCGAGGAAAUAAGAGAGAGAGGACUUUCUCUCUCUUCUCUCUCUUAAUUAAUCCUUUAGAGAGAGAAAGUUUCCGGCGAAUAAUUUUGCACCGGCAACGGCCAGUUUCUUCAUUGGCGUUGGCUGACACAUGCCCAGCACAGUCGGUUACCUCAACGACGGUGGCUGGUUUUCUCGUCUGGCAUCGGUGGAUUUAUUUUCGCCGUUGGCUAGCUCUUUUCCGGCAGUUUUUGGCUACUACAGCAAAGCUGGCUGGCUUAUGUCCGGAAUUGUCUGGCUUCCAUAUGUAAGCAAUUUCGCUAACUACUGUUCUUUUCCUACCAAAUCCAUGUUCGAUAGUCUUAUCGACGGUGAUUCCUUCAUCGGAAUCGAAGCUCCAGCGGCGAAGGUUGAAGUCGGUUUGCUUUCGACUGCUCAUCUGACACGUGUUUAUGUCUAUCUUCAGUUGACUACACGUAUUACGGGAUAGAGUCAAAAUUCAGUUUCUUCUUCUGUAAACGACAGUAGAUUCUCUGAUGGGCCUCUUGUGGCUUGAGACUUUCUGUAAUCUUUUACUGUUGUGGGGCUUUUUAGCCCAUGUAUAACUGCCUUUGUUUAAUAAUAUUUCCCUCUUGCGAAAAAAAAAAA